This is a messenger RNA of Myripristis murdjan (pinecone soldierfish), 1933 nucleotides long. Its product is annotated as tripartite motif-containing protein 16-like. The record is from RefSeq and is a predicted model, not a curated record. The coding region runs from base 70 to 1737 and encodes 555 amino acids. Gene Ontology annotation, molecular function: zinc ion binding; protein binding. Lineage: Eukaryota; Metazoa; Chordata; Actinopteri; Holocentriformes; Holocentridae. The transcript has a single exon.
CCAGCCUUUAGUGGUUUUUCACAGAGGAGAAGUCAAAGUCUCAGACCUUCACUGUCACUGAGAGCUGACAUGGCACAGGGAGGAACUCAGCUGGACUCUGAAAAAUUCUCCUGUUCCAUCUGUCUGGAUCUACUGAAGGAUCUGGUGACUCUUCCCUGUGGUCACAGCUACUGCAUGAGCUGUAUUAAAUCCCACUGGGAUGGAGAGGACCAGAGGAGAAUCUACAGCUGCCCGCAGUGCAGACAGACCUUCACCCCAAGGCCUGUCCUGCGGAAAAACACCAUGUUAGCAGAGUUAGUGGAGGAUCUGAAGAAGACGGGACUCCAAGCUGCUCCUCCUCAUGGCUGCUAUGCCGGACCUGGAGAUGUGGCCUGUGAUGUCUGCACUGGGAGAAAGCUGAAAGCCCUCAAGUCCUGUCUGGUGUGUCUGGUCUCUUACUGCCAGCAGCACCUCCAGCCUCACAUUGAAUCUCCUGCCUUUGAAAGCCACAAGCUGGUCGACCCAUCCAAGAACCUGAAGGACAAGCUCUGCUCUCGUCAUGACGAAGUUUUGAAGAUCUUCUGCCGCACCGAUCAGCAGUGCAUCUGUUAUCUCUGUUCUAUGGAUGAACAUAGAGGCCAUGACACAGUCUCAGCUGCAGCAGAAAGAACCGAGAGGCAGAAAGGGCUUGAGGAGAAUCGCAAAACAAUCCAGCAGAGAGUCCAGGACAGAGAGAAAGACAUGAAGGUGCUUCAGGAGGAGGUGGAGGUCUUCAAUCGCUCUGCUGAUGAAGCAGUGGAGAACAGCGAGAAGAUCUUCAGCGAGCUGCUCCGUCUGCUUGAGAAAAGAAGAUCUGAUGUGAAGAAGCAGAUCAGAUCGCAGCAGGAAGCCGAAGUGAGUCCAGCAAAAGAACUGGAGGUGAAGUUGAAGCAGGAGAUCGCUGAGCUGAGGAGGAAAGACGCUGAGCUGGAGCAGCUCUCACACACAGAGGAUCACACACAUUUCCUGCACAGUUACCCCUCGCUGUCAAGUCUCAGUGGAUCUACAGACUUUCCCUGCACCGAUAUCCGUCCUCUGCGGCGCUUUCAGGAUGUGACUGCAGCUUUGACAGAGCUCAGAAAUAAACUACAGGGCGUUCUUAGUGAGGACUGGACUAAGAUCUCACUGACAGUGACUGAACCAGAUGUUUUACUGUCACAACCAGAACCCAGAACCAGAGCUGAGUUGUUACAAUAUUCAUGUCAAAUCACACUGGAUCCAAACACAGCACACCGAGAGCUGGCUUUAUCUGAGGGGAACAGAAAGGCGACAGGAAUGCGAGAAAAGCAGUCGUAUCCUGGUCGUCCAGACAGAUUCAUUUCAUUCUGUCAGGUCCUGAGCACAGAGGGUCUGACUGGACGUUGUUACUGGGAGGUGGAGUGGAGCGGUGUGAGAGUUUCCACAGCAGUUGCAUAUCCAGAUGUGAGCAGAAAAGGGAGUGAAAGUCGAUUUGGAUAUAAUGACAAGUCUUGGGCAUUAGAGCGUCACAACAACAGUUAUAAAUUCAUCCAUAACAGUGAGGAAACUCCCAUACGAGGCCGUGUGUCCUUCAGAAUCGGAGUGUACCUGGAUCACAGAGCAGGUGUUCUGUCCUUCUACAGCGUCUCUGAAACCAUGACUCUCCUCCACAGAGUCCAGACCACGUUCACUCAGCCGCUCCACGCUGGGAUCUGCUUGAUUUACUAUGGAUCCACUGCUGAGCUGUGUGAGCUCAAGUAGACAGAAAUGAUGAUUUGUAAGAUUCUGGGUUUUCUCAUCUCUGCGGUUUUUCUGCUCUGCAAGAACAUGAUGUCCAAGAUUAUUUGUCCCUGCAGAAAAGGGCAUGUAGGAGAGGAAGAACAGCAGCUCCAUAAAGAAGGAGGACAUUACGAACCCAGCAGACUCACAAUGGCAGAUUCAGGGAUUCACAAUGUUA